Molecule: messenger RNA, 283 nt
Organism: Cercopithifilaria johnstoni
Lineage: Eukaryota; Metazoa; Nematoda; Chromadorea; Rhabditida; Onchocercidae
Source: the annotation of a GenBank genome assembly
CAAAUAUCUUACUGUUAAUAAUAUCACAUCAUCAGAUCAUCAUUAUCAUUAUCAGAUAUCAUCAUCAUCAUCAUCAGAUCAUCAGAUCAUCAUCAUCAUCAUCAUCAUCAUCAUCAUCAUCGGGUCAUCAUCAUUAGAUCAAUCAUCAUCAUCAUCAGAUCAUCAGAUCAUCGUUAUCAUCAGAUCAUCAUCAUCAUCAUCAUCAUCAUCAGAUCAUCAGAUCAUCGUUAUCAUCAGAUCAUCAUCAUCAUCAUCAUCAUCAUCAUCGGGUCAUCAUCAUUAG